Cucurbita pepo subsp. pepo (vegetable marrow) is the source of this 1764-nucleotide messenger RNA. RefSeq names its product folate synthesis bifunctional protein, mitochondrial. Gene Ontology annotation, biological process: tetrahydrofolate biosynthetic process. Lineage: Eukaryota; Viridiplantae; Streptophyta; Magnoliopsida; Cucurbitales; Cucurbitaceae. The record is from RefSeq and is a predicted model, not a curated record. Gene Ontology annotation, molecular function: dihydropteroate synthase activity; 2-amino-4-hydroxy-6-hydroxymethyldihydropteridine diphosphokinase activity.
UUCCCCCGUCCUCUUCCGAUGCUGCCCUAAUUCCUGGUGUAUAAACUUGUUGGAACUGGUACACCGUAAUUUUUGCUUCAUUUUCUGGGCUUCUCGCAAAUGAACAUUUUGAAGCAUCCAAUUAUCAGCAGGCGAGGAUUCAGAUAUGGUGGAGCAUUGCAAAGUUCGUUCAUUCAUUCAUCGCAAGACGCAGUGCUGGAAGUUUGUUCUAGAGAGCAAGAAGUAGUGAUUGCUUUAGGGAGCAAUGUGGGUGAUAGACUGCAGAAUUUCAACGGAGCUUUGCAGUUGAUGAAAAAGGCAGGGAUACACAUUACAAGACAUGCUUGUUUGUAUGAGACAGCACCUGCUUAUGUCACUAAUCAACCUCAAUUUCUCAACUCCGCUGUUAGAGCUGUCACAAAGCUUGGACCACAUGAACUACUGAGUGCAGUUAAGAACAUAGAGAAACAGCUGGGUCGUACUGCUGGUAUACGCUACGGCCCGAGGCCGAUUGACUUAGAUAUCUUGUUGUAUGGAAGAUAUAAAAUACACUCAGAUACUCUCACUGUCCCUCAUGAAAGAAUCUGGGAAAGGCCGUUUGUGCUGGCUCCUUUGAUUGAUUUGCUGGGUUCAGAUGUUGAUACCGAUGAUGUUGCUUGCUGGCAUUCUUUAGCUGCUGAUCGUGGCGGGCUUUUUGAGUUAUGGGAGAAAAUGGGUGGUGAAUCUCUUAUUGGUAAAGAAGGAAUGAGAAGGGUUUUGCCCAUUGGAAACAACUUAUGGGAUUGGUCCUGCAAGACUUCCAUCAUGGGGGUUCUUAAUUUGACACCUGACAGUUUUAGCGAUGGUGGCAAGUUUCAACCUAUUGAAGCUGCAGUUUCUCAGGUGCGUUCGAUGGUUUCAGAUGGUGCUGAUAUGAUUGACAUUGGUGCUCAGUCAACACGGCCCAUGGCACCUAUGAUUUCUGUUGAAGAAGAAUUGGAUAGAUUAGUUCCCGUUUUGGAAGCUGUUACAGGAAUGCCAGAGAUGAGUGGAAAGCUCAUAUCAGUGGAUACGUUUUAUUCAGAAGUCGCUUUGGAAGCUGUAAAGAGAGGGGCUCAUAUUGUAAAUGACGUAUCAGCGGGCCAGUUGGAUCCUCAAAUGCACAGGGUUGUUGCUCAGCUUAAGGUGCCUUAUAUUGCAAUGCACAUGAGAGGAGAUCCAUCUACAAUGCAAAACAAUGAGAAUUUACAGUAUGAUGAUGUUUGCAAUGAAAUUGCCUCUGAGCUACACUCUAGGAUUAGAGAUGCAGAAUUAUCAGGCAUCCCAGCUUGGAGGAUAAUUGUUGAUCCUGGGAUUGGAUUCUCGAAGAACACAAAGCAAAACCUGGAAAUUCUAGGAGGCGUACCAAAGAUUCGAGCAGAAAUUGCAAGGAGAAGCUUGGGAUUGUCUCAUGCUCCCAUGUUGAUUGGACCUUCGAGAAAGAAAUUUCUCGGCGAAGUAUGUUCGCAACCGAUUGCAACGAAGAGAGAUCCCGCUACAGUUGCUGCAGUUACCAUAGGGGUUCUCGGUGGUGCAAACAUAGCUAGAGUACAUAACGUAAGAGAUAAUGUGGAUGCAGUGAGGCUUUGUGAUGCAAUGCUGAAGGAGAAAACAAGCUGAAGCAUGAUUGUUUCUCGUUACACAUCCUUUUCAUUCUCAUUUUUUUAAUCAAAUUAUUAUUUUUGGAUAAUUUGGUACACCGCUCAUGCUUUUACUGCUAGCGUCACAAGGAAUAAAAUGAGUUACGCGAUGCCCCCUGGAAUAGUA